AUGGGUCAUAUUAGUGAUGAGGAUUGUGAUUUGGGAAGGGAAAAGGUUGAGCAACUCUCACAUAUUUACCGAACAUUGAUCUGCUUAAAAUGUAGGGUGUGGCAGUUUCCGGUAUUUACUCAUGUCGACGAGAAGAUUUUCUUACGAACAAAUGAAUUUCGAACCGUUUGCGGUGGAUUUAGUGAGCAAGGAUGUCGUCCACUUAAGCUACCCCAUGACGAUUUAUCUGAUUGGGUAAUACCCGAUCCUGAUUGGGAUCAGUUUUACCCGGCAUUAGAUAAACUUUUGGAUCGUUGCACUGCGUUGGCGGAUGUUACAGUGGGGAAUUUGGUUUGUGGUGCUGAGUCGUACACACCUGAUAAGAACUGUAUCAUUGGUGAGACUGCGCAGGUUCCGGGCUAUUUCGUGGCGACUGGUCUGAGUGGUCAAGGACUAGCAAUGGCCGGUGGUCUUGGUGAUGUUUUGGCUGACAUGGUGUGCGAUAUAUUGCCGCAAGUGGACGUGUCAAAGAUGGAUGCAAAACGUUUUCUCGAUUUACAUGCACAC
Messenger RNA from Anisakis simplex (herring worm), 546 nucleotides. The record is from the annotation of a GenBank genome assembly. Lineage: Eukaryota; Metazoa; Nematoda; Chromadorea; Rhabditida; Anisakidae.